Cyclocybe aegerita is the source of this 492-nucleotide messenger RNA. NCBI's taxonomy places the organism in Eukaryota, Fungi, Basidiomycota, Agaricomycetes, Agaricales, Hemipholiotaceae. The record is from the annotation of a GenBank genome assembly.
AUGGAAGCCGUCGCCUCCGCCAGUGAAUGUCAAAACGAGCCCACCGAAUGUAAACGGAAGAUGCUGAACCCCAUUGAGGAGCAAGAGUUUGGCGAGAUGGACUUCAGGUUUGAGAACGACGAUGCAAUCGUGGAGAAGGUGAGAUACGAGGAGGCAGUUAAGGCGGGGAAGAUUGUGGAAAUUGAGUCAGACGAGGAGGAGGAGGAGGCCGAGGACAAGAUGUCGAAUCUCGAUCGGAGAGGUGAUACGUCUAUGCGAGCAGCUGGAGCGCGUCUGUAUCAAAUACAACAACACAGAUGCGUCUCUCGAGCUCACUCGCCAGCUGAGAGGCUUCAAAGCUUCAGCUUCAGGAUCCACCUGCACCAGGCAGAGUCCGCGAAAGCUGUUCAAACGACGCCGAGCGGCUGGGUUCAACCGAAGUUAUGUCACGUGGUCACAUCUUGUCACAAAAAUCACGCCUUGUUCGUCUUGCAUAAUUCUACUAAUGCAUAG